CCUGCAUGCCUGGAGGAAUAUUACAGCUUUGGCAGUCGGCUGGGGAAGGUCUGACACACUCGCACAUAGCUUCAGGGCAGGCGCAACCAGGAAGUAGGAGGGAGAAGGAGGGUGCGCUUAGUGGAUGGGGCCUACAGGGACAACCAGGCAGCUGUUGCGGCCCUGACCUCUUGCCCCCCGUGCCCAGGAGAAGCGGGACCCUCGCGUGAGAGGCAGCGGUGCUUUGGGACCCUCCAGACAGCCCUGGCUUCCAAGGUGGGCAGAAAGGGAGUGAUGUUCCGGCUUUAGCUACCCCACUGCUGCCACCGCCGCUGCUCAAAAUGAUGUCCGGACUGCCGGAGGCGCUGAGCCGGCUGAGGGCGAACUCUCUGCGCAGCUGCUUCAGCCUGGCGGGGCCCUCGGAGUCCACCAUGGUGGCAGUGCCCAUCGACAUCGACAAGGACGAAGUCCGGAUCCUCAAGGUCUGCUUCCACAGCAACAGCUUCAACAUGGGGAAGAACUUCAAGCUGGUGAAAUGUACCGUCAUGACCGAGAUCAGGGAAGUGAUCAAGUCGAUCCUACAGAGCGGGAGGAUUGGUCCGGACAUCCAGCUCGCCGAGUGCUACGGAUUACGCCUGAAGCACGUGAAAUCGGACGAGAUCCACUGGCUCCACCCGGACCUGACGGUGGGGGAAGUCCAGGACAAGUAUGAGAGUCUGCACAUUGAAGCCGAGUGGAGGUACGACCUCCAGAUCCGCUACCUCCCGGAGGACUACGUAGAACGCUUCCAAGAGGACCGGACGACGCUCCUGUACUUCUACCAGCAGCUCCGGAGCGAGUACAUGCAGCUGUAUGCCAGCAAAGUGAGUGAGGGCAUGGCCCUUCAGCUGGGCUGCCUGGAGCUCAGGAGGUUCUACAAGGACAUGCCUCACAACGCUCUAGACAAGAAAUCGAACUUCGAGUUCCUAGAGAAAGAAGUGGGUCUUGAUCUGUUCUUCCCAAGGCAGAUGCAGGAGAAUCUGAAGCCCAAGCAGUUCCGCAAGAUGAUCCAACAGACUUUCCAGCAGUAUGCCCUUCUGCGGGAAGACGAGUGCAUCUUGAAGUUCCUCAGCACUCUGUCCACCAUAGCCAACAUUGACCAGGAGAGCUACCGCUGCGACCUGAUUCAAGGAUGGUGCAUCACAGUAGACCUGGUGAUCGGGCCAAAGGGCAUCCGGCAAAUGACCAGCAAAGAAGCAAAGCCCACGUGCCUGGCCGAGUUCAAGCACAUCAAAUCCAUAAAGUGUUCAGCCGCAGAGGAAGGAAAAGCUCUCUUGCAGCUGGGGCUUACGGGGAACCCCCAGUCCUUGGCAAUCAAAACAGCCUCUCUUGCCGAGGCGGAAAACAUGGCGGACUUGAUCGAUGGCUACUGCAGGCUGCAGGGGGGGUUGGACACCUCUCUCAUCGUCCGUCCCAACAGAGACAAUGAUAAGAGGAUCAGCCUGCCCCAGGUCCCAGUACAGCACAUAGAGGAGAGGAGGUCCACGCUGAGAGAGAGCUUCAGUGGUGAUUCUGAUAUUUAUGCCGAAAUUCCAGACGAAGCAUCCCGGCCGAAAUCUGGAGCUCAGCAGUUCGUGAUCUCCAGGGAAGAUGUGGUCCUGGGCCGGAUCCUUGGAGAGGGUUUCUUCGGCGAGGUCUACGAUGGCAUUUACACCAACGAGAGCGGAGACCGGGUCAGCGUGGCCGUCAAGACCUGCAAGAAGGACUGUACAGCUGAGAACAAGGAGAAGUUCAUGAGCGAAGCAGUGCUGAUGAAGAAAAUGGACCACCCCCACAUUGUGAAGCUAAUUGGCAUCACUGAGGAGGAGCCCACCUGGAUUGUGAUGGAGCUUUACCCUUACGGAGAGCUGGGACGCUACCUGGAGCAGAACAAGGCGUCGCUGAAGGUGCAGACCCUCAUCCUCUACACCUUGCAGCUCGGCAAAGCCAUGGCCUACUUGGAAGCCAUCAACUGUGUGCACAGGGACAUCGCUGUCCGGAAUGUACUGGUGGCUUCUCACGAGUGCGUCAAACUGGGAGAUUUUGGGCUCUCCAGAUACAUUGAGGAUGACGAGUAUUACAAAGCCUCGGUGACUCGCCUACCCAUCAAGUGGAUGGCCCCAGAGUCCAUCAACUUCCGCCGAUUCACCUCUGCCAGCGACGUUUGGAUGUUCGCCGUCUGCAUGUGGGAAAUCCUCAGCUACGGGAAGCAGCCCUUCUUCUGGCUGGAGAACAAGGACGUGAUCGCGGUGCUUGAGAAGGGAGACCGCCUGCCCAAGCCCGACGCCUGCCCCCCCAUCCUCUACGCUCUGAUGACCCGCUGCUGGGAUUAUGACCCCAGCGACAGGCCCAAGUUCAAAGAGCUGGUCUGCAGCUUGAGUGACGUUUACCAGAUGGAGAAAGAGAUUGCACGGGAGCAAGAGAGGAACAACCGCCACCGGCCCCCCAAAAUCAUGGAGCCCCCCUCUUCGCAGGAGCCCCCUCCAAAGCCAAGCAGACCAAAGUACAAACCGCCCCCCCAGACCAACCUGCUGGCCCCCAAACUGCAAUUCCAGGUGCCCGAGGGUCUGUGUGCCAGCUCGCCAACGCUCACCAGCCCCAUCGAGUACCCGUCUCCCGUCAACUCCUUGCACACCCCGCCGCUCAACAGGCACAACGUCUUCAAGCGCCACAGCAUGAGGGAGGAGGACUUCCUCCGGCCCAGCAGCCGAGAAGAAGCCCAGAAGCUCUGGGAGAUGGAACGGGCCAAGAUGAGGCAAAUCCUGGACAAGCAGCACAAGCAGAUGGCAGAGGACUACCAGUGGUUGCGGCAGGAGGAGAAGGCCCUGGACCCCAUGGCGUCUGUGAACAGCCACACCUACCCCCCAAAACUCCCCGAGAAGGAGGCAGGAUACAAUGGCUUAGCUGAGUUCACAGGACCACCCAGGAAGCCGCCCAGACUUGGACCUCAGUUCUCGCUUCAGCCAACCCCCACGGCCAACCUGGACCGGACGGAUGACGCUGUGUACGGCGACGUCAUGGACCUGGUGAAGGCUGUUCUGAAGCUGAAGAACGAGGUCAGCAACCACCCGCCAGAACGCUACAUCCUGGUUGUGAAGGAUGUGGGCCUCUCCCUUCGGAAGCUCAUCGGGAGUGUGGAUGAAGUCCUCCCGGCUCUGCCUGCCUCUUCACGCACUGAGAUUGAAGGCACCCAGAAGCUCCUCAACAAGGACCUUGCCGAACUGAUCAACAAGAUGCGCUUGGCUCAGCAGAACGCCAUGACGUCCCUGAGCGAUGAGUGCAAGCGCCAGAUGCUGGCCGCCUCGCACACUCUGGCCGUGGACGCCAAGAACCUCCUGGAUGCUGUGGACCAAGCCAGGAUGCGAGCCAACCUAGUGAAGGUCUCCUUUGAGUGACCCAGAGGGCUGGCUUCCUUUUUAAAAGAUGAAUGAAUACGUAGCCCCCUCCAAGCUUCCCUGCGCUGUCUCCACCUUUGCCCUGCCAUAACACGCUCGUGUCUUUGAUUUCGUCGCGUCUGUCUUCCGAGAACGAAGGAGAAGGGACUCUAGGGGAGAGCCGUCUGCGUGUGAGGCAGGGGAGGGACUUCCUUCCUCUGCCCCAUAGAUCAUGCUGCUAAGGGGGACGCAGGACCCCAGUCCUAGGGGGGCAGUUCAGACCUGUCAAGGGGUCCUGAGCCUGCACCAUUAGGGUCCCAGGCCUGUAGGUGUGCAGGCGUCGCUGUGUACAGACUGAUUUCUUUGCCAGUAUCUCUGGCGCCAAGGUGUCUCAUUGGUCAAGGGGGUCAAAGGCGGGGAGCAGUGGGGUGACCCAUGAACCUCACUGGCACCCUUCUCCGGAUAAGCCAGAGGAACGGUGGCAGGCCAGGCCACUUCUGGGUUUCUCCCAAGGGUCCUGAAGACCCAGUCCUGGGAGAAAAAGCUUGCUAGGUCACUUUGGUGAGGGACAUUCCCAAGGUGGCCCUUAGAGGAGGCUGUCUCGUGUCUUUGUACAUUGUAUAGAAACAUUUAUUUAAUGGCCAUGUACGAACUGUAUGCGCAACCUCACACCCCAGGGGGGGAAAAUACCCUCUCUCAUAGGCCAAAUUCCUUUGAAUUUGGGGUGGAGUUUGAACACGUCUCCCUCUGAACGAUGGAGAUCCAAAAGGGGCUCUUUUUUAAAAAAUGGAUUUGUCACGAAGGUAUGUACCAACCAACACAUAACUGUGUAAACCACAACAGAACCGCACAUGGCAUGAUUGCUACGAAAAGCAAAUUGCAGAAAAGCAGUUCCAUCUCGUAAAGUUUCAAAGAUGGUUCUGUGUAACCCAGCCUUGUUCUCCCUAUUUAUAUAAUCCAGAAAUGAAGAACAAUCCUCAUAAAAACUAUUUGAUUUAGUUUUGCCCCAGACUACACUUCUACGUCUGACCAGACUUUCAGAUAAAGCCAUAUUCCAUGCAUUAGUCAACCAUGCCUCCUGAUAAGGAACUUUCAAUGAUUUCUAUUACAAAUCUGGCUGCUGAUCGUAACAUAAGCGCUAGAUUUUUAUAAGUGAUAGGAGUUGAAUUUGGGACGGAGCUUCAAUGUCUCUCCAAAUGGAGGAGACUUUAAAAGUUUCCUGUUCCAGCAAAAACAAAAACAAACAAACAGGGAACUUUGAGGGAUCUCAAGUAUUCUGGCUCCAAUCCUCUGUACGCUUACCUGGGAGUAAGUGCUACUGAAGUCACUGGGGCUUCUGAGUAGAUUGCACUGUAACAGGCUGAUGCGGACACCAGCUUUCAUGUCUGGAGUCGCCUAGGCCAUAAUAAAUCUGUUAGUCUUAAAAGUUCAGCAAAACUCACUUGGGGGUGUUUUAUAUUGAUAGCUCCAAUUACAAUUCCAAGCAACAAUGCAGAUUAUUGACAGGGGAGACACAUGCAAACUCAACACCACCUACAAACACAGAUUAGAGAUUUGAUGCUGUGAAGACUGAAUCUUUGCCACUGAGUCAGAGCUUAAAUGGGAGGUUUUGGUCCUUCUAUGGCAGAGUUUGAAAUUAAACACGCCCUGACAAUGUUGGGGCUCACGUUUUGCUUCUGGGAUGGGAGUUUUGCUGGAAACACCCAGGUCUGGGAGGACGAAAAGCCAUUGAUGUAUUUUUUGAAACUCCCAUAAUAUUGAAUCCCUUCCUGGAAUUUUGAUUCUUGUUUUACUUUUGUACCUAAGAAACAGGCCAGGCCAGCCCGGCCAGCCUCAGCUUCUUUGUAAUAUUAUAUUUGUGUGUUAAAACGGCAAAAGCAGCAGGAAUUUCUCUGUUUGAUAUGUGGUUUUUUUUUUGACCUGAAAAUUGUACCGUUUUAUGGCUUUUGUCAUUCAUCAUAACAAAGCCAUUGUUUUGCCUGAGAUAAAUGAGGUACAACAUG
Molecule: messenger RNA, 5374 nt
Organism: Podarcis raffonei (Aeolian wall lizard)
Lineage: Eukaryota; Metazoa; Chordata; Lepidosauria; Squamata; Lacertidae
Gene: PTK2B
Product: protein tyrosine kinase 2 beta
Exons: 32
Coding region: 321-3392 (1023 amino acids)
Biological process (GO): signal complex assembly; protein phosphorylation
Cellular component (GO): focal adhesion; cytoskeleton
Molecular function (GO): ATP binding; protein tyrosine kinase activity
Source: RefSeq, a predicted model, not a curated record